Molecule: messenger RNA, 1640 nt
Organism: Tarenaya hassleriana
Lineage: Eukaryota; Viridiplantae; Streptophyta; Magnoliopsida; Brassicales; Cleomaceae
Product: probable pectinesterase 15
Exons: 4
Coding region: 109-1446 (445 amino acids)
Biological process (GO): cell wall modification
Molecular function (GO): pectinesterase activity
Source: RefSeq, a predicted model, not a curated record
UUUGCUCUCAAGCCACUCCUCUCCACGCAUGCCCUUUUAUAAAUUCCAACCAAAACAUUCUAUCUUUCCUCUUAUUUCACCAAACCGAAUCCCAAUUUACUCUAAACCAUGCCCAUCAAACCGGUUUUCUCCACUCUCAUUGCUCUCGUUUCCAUCAUUCUUGCCCUCUACAUAAUCCCCUUUCCUUCAUCUCUCCCUUCAUCAUCCAUUUGCGUUCAAACCAGUUCUGAAUUCGGAGAGUCUGUGUUACAAUGGGUUGGCUUUGGACGUAAACAUCAUCAUCACCACCAUCACCAUCAUCAUCACCAUCAUCAUCAUCAUCGUCCAGCAGAAUGUAGAGGAAAGUGGAAGUCUAAAGCGCUUAAACAUAGAUACACAGCUUCGCUUGUAUUAACAGUAGAUUUGCAUGGAUGUGGAAACUUCAGUAAUAUCCAGAGCGCAGUCGAUGCAGUUCCUGAGUUGAGCCCUUUUACAAGUCUUAUCAUCGUCGAUUCAGGUAUUUACAGCAGGGAAAAGGUCAUAAUUGAUAAGAACAAGACGAACAUUGUGAUACAAGGAAGAGGGUAUGAGAAUACAUCCAUAGAGUGGAAUGACACUACCAAAUCCGCGGGAAGCAUGUCUUCUAGUUUCUCUUUUGCCGUUUUUGCUACAAAUUUCACUGCUUACAACAUUAGUUUCAAGAAUACAGCGCCAGAGGCAGAGCCGGGAGCGAAAGAUGAGCAGGCAGUGGCAAUGAGGAUAGAAGGAGAUCAAGCCGCCUUCUAUGGUUGUGGUUUCUAUGGCUCUCAAGAUACCCUUCUCGAUGACAAUGGCCGACAUUUUUUCCACCAUUGUUUCAUCCAAGGCUCCAUCGAUUUUAUCUUCGGCAGUGCCAAAUCUCUCUACCUGGAUUGUACAAUAAACUCUAUAGCAAAAGAGAAUACGUCGGGUAUUAGCGGAUACAUCACUGCUCAUGGAAGGAAUUCGGAAAAUGAGAAGACGGGUUUUUCGUUCGUGAACUGUAGAAUAGACGGGACAGGAAAAGUUUUGCUCGGUCGACCGUGGGGACCGUAUGCAACUGUCAUCUUCUCCAAAACUUACAUGUCUGAAAUCGUUUCUUCAGAUGGAUGGGACGAUUGGAACGACCCUUCUCGAGACAAGUUUGUCAACGAACGAACAUUUUCGACAUCGAGUUCCAAAAUUUUCAGUACGAGGAAUUUGAUUGAGAUAUCAUUUUUUUGCAGAACGGUGUUUUUCGGGGAAUACGAAAGCUAUGGACCGGGAGGGAAUUACAGUGAGAGGGUUUCGUAUGCAAAGCAACUCACAGAAUCUGAAGCAGCCUUCUUCAUGGAUAUUUCUUACAUCGAUGGAGAUCAAUGGCUUCAUAACAACAACAUAUUUUCCGAGUUUACCCAUGACGAUGAUGAUGAUGAUGAUAGUGCUCACGAGCUUAUCAGUUCAUACUAACAUAUAUAGGCACGAGCGCAUAGAUACAUAGAUUAAACAUAUAUAUAUAUAUACACACAUAAAAAUACAUAUAUAAAUAUAUAGAUGUCUACACGCAUAGUCACAGGUGUUUGGUCUCACUCUAACGAGGAACAAUCAAUGUAAUGAUUCAAUAAUUGAGUUCAACUUAACCAUGUUGGAUAUUUUAGAAUAAG